Messenger RNA from Leptomonas pyrrhocoris, 14378 nucleotides. RefSeq lists its product as hypothetical. Lineage: Eukaryota; Euglenozoa; Kinetoplastea; Trypanosomatida; Trypanosomatidae. The transcript has a single exon. The record is from RefSeq and is a predicted model, not a curated record. Gene Ontology annotation, molecular function: protein binding. The coding region runs from base 1161 to 14378 and encodes 4405 amino acids.
GCUCUUGGGUCUGAAGGGCGACGUGUUCCCCAAAUCAAAUAUAUAAUAGAAAGACGACUCUGCAAUUGUCAAGUGUCGCAGCCGUGUACUCGUUUUCUCUCUUUUGUUCUCUACACCAAAGCGUGUGUGUUUGUGUGUAUGUUUGUGCGGUUUCAUUAGCUGCCAACACAUUGCAACGUAACGAGAGCCCACACCUCAGCACUUACGACCGUGAAACAAACAAACAAACAAAAAAACUGUUUACAGUGGGCGUUUCUUCUCACCAAACUGUAUUGCACAGUGGAGGUAGCACUCUUUAAUUGUUCUGUUUCUUUGUCUUCUUUCACAGCUUCGCUGUUUGUAUGUAUCUGUUUGGCAGCACUGUACAAAUAUAUAUUUGUUGUGUGAGGUUAGGAAAAGACACGAACACAUAGACUGCCACAUAUUUUUUUGAAAAAGAAGAUCUUUUCGUUUUCUCUGUUUUUGCAUGAGUUCUCUGCUUACACGUGUGCUGUGGAAAAGCUGGGUUUGCCGUCUUCAGAGGAAAGGAAACCAAAGAAAGCGAAAAACCAAUCAAGAAUGAAGCAGCGCGGGGUGCAAGUGGCCUUCUGAAUUGCGUUUUCGUUCUCAAGUCUGCUUCGUCUUUUUUUUUUCCCCCUCUGCUGCCUCGAAUUUAACUUCCUUCCUUCUGCUGUGGUUUUGCUACCGUUUCGGGUUCGCAGAAGCGCCUGGUGGAGGUUUUUUGAAGAGCACGAGCGCAAGUUUUUUUUUCUCUUUUCUUUUUUUAAACCACUUUAAAGACAACAACAACAACUUACUUCUGUUGCGCUGUACGUUCUCUUUGGCUUUUUCCCUCCCCUUUUUGAAAUUGCGGAAUAAAGAAGACGUCGUUGAUUUGCUGUUUUGUUUUUCCUUUUUCUGCUUUCCCUUAAACACAUGAGUACACCCACACCCACAUUCACAUACACACAUACCUUUUUCUUCUCUUGCGUGCUUGACUGCGCUGCAGUGACUUUUCUUUUUCUUCUGGCUGAUUUAGUUUGCUGAUUGAAGAAGUAGUUUUUCUCUUUUUUUUCGUGCUCUAACGUAAAUAGCGAUUUGCUUCGACGAGGCGCUUUCAACCCGCCAUCAAACACACGGACAAAAGAGUAGCGUUGACUGUUGCUGCCCUCACAAGCAGCAUGUUUGAUUUCUGGGUGAAUGUCUUCACAGGGCACCGUGCGAGUGAUGACCGUACCACCUCCAGCAGCAGCGUUGCAGCCGCCGCCGCGGAGGUGUCUCCCGCUGCGCAACGAAAAGAGGAAGAGCAACGUCAGCGUCUUCUGGCCGAGCGCCGCCGGGCGUACUCGGAGUUUGUGAAGAGUGCCGCUCUAGGGAAGGUGCUUGCAGCGCGACUGCCUCGAGCGCACGACAUUCUAGCGUACACCGGAGAUGCCCCCUCCGCGUUCGAGAACAAAUACGCCGACCAAGCGGCAGACGCAGUCCAGGACGAGGGUUCUUCGCCUGGCGGCAACCAACUUACGUCGUCGAACCGCGACGCAACGGAGGCAGCGGCGAACUCAACACUGGAGAGAGGAUUGUACGCGGCGCUGACGCCUCUGUUGUCGCGUGGCACAACCGUUGUGACGGCGCGAGUUUUGGAGCUUGUCGGUCACCCAGAGGCAUCUUCAGCGAAGGUAGGCAUCCACGACGACAAGGCGGCUUUUGACGCGCAGAAGGAGUCCAUCGCUGAUUCAGUUGCCCAGGGCCGCCUGCCCUUUCUUUUUGUGUCACUGCUGCUUCGGCGCUGGCAGGUGUGCCUGCUAGCACUUACCGCAGACACUUCCAGUAAUAUGCUUUCUGCGCCAACGCUCAACACGCUGCGGACCUUUAGUUGUGUGUUGGCGUCGUUUGUCGCCCUCACGGAGGUGCACACGGAGGAUGUGCGAGCGCACUUGGAGGAUUUGCAGGUCCCUGCCACGCAGUGUAUCGAGGAGUCGCUGCGAUGUCUGCACUUUCUAAGUCAUCCCUGCACCUCUUCCGCUUCCUACGCACCCAAAGACGCCACUGCAGCUGCUGCUGCUGCUGCGACGUCCGAGCAGCCCGACGCCGAUGCCUCCACCGUGGUGCAAAACGGCACGACGUCACCUUUCUUCACGCAAGACAGCAGCGCGGCGACGGAAGCAGUGCAGGUGCAGGUGUGGCGUCUCCUUUCGCUGCUGUUGUACUGGCUGCACAUGGUGCACGGUGCCCCUGUGGCACACCUCAACGUGGUGACCGUUUUCCUCUCGACCUCUGCGACUGCGCUAGGUUCGGAAAGUAGCCUCGCGUCGCGGAUAGAGAAGAGCGACGACGACGGUGGCCCCACAACCGGUGCGAAUGACACUGAGACACGUUCGUCGUGUUCUACGCUGGACGAGGUGCAUCGCUGCACAGGGCUGAACAAUGCGGCGUUGCUGUGCCAGACGUACGUUCUUCCUACCGGCGCUGCGUCGACUGCACCCGAGACGUGGCGGCUGUCUGCCUCGGCAGGAGACGGCGCACGGCCGUCACGUGCGGCCGCCAGCCCCAAAUCCUCCUUCCCCCGCGCUCUCAUGGCGUCUACAAAAGUGCGGGAGUUGCUGCUCUCGCUGCUGCUGACUGCGUCGAAAGGUGUUGUGUCAAACGUAGUGUACAGCUCCUUCGACUACGUGGGACUCUUCAAGCCGUUCUCCACUAUUGAGGUGGAUGACGACCUCGGGUUUGUGGUGGUGCAAGCGUGCCGACUGUUGAAUUACGCAUUUGUUUCGUGCACCGGCACCUCGUCUGCGGGAGCAUCGCCCACGGCAGAGCAGGUGCGCGCCGCGGUGAGUCCGCUGUUGGGGGCUCUCAGCAUACUCCUCGCCCGCUUCAUUGCGGAGGAGAACGUUCAGGACGCCGGCACGGUGGCGGGCGACGCCGCGGGAAGCGAGUUGUACAGCGCAGACGCGGCACAACCUGUAGACCCAGCGGCAGCCCUUCUCGUCUCGGCAGCAACACCGCAAUCGAAGAGCAGUGCAAACCGAGUCGCACGGCGUCGCGGUGCGCGCGACUUGCCAAGGGUUCAGUACCCGUGCCACGUUCGACUUCUCGGCCAGCUUGGGUGCGGCAUUCUGCUGCUGACGACGCUCUUUCAGCAAAGCUCGCAGACGGUGCUGGACACCAUGGAUCACUCGUUCUUUUUCGAUGCUCUCGUAACGGCGCUGCAGGCGGCGGGGAAGCGUUUUGCCGAGCCGUCGAUGACCUCCUCCGCAGACGCGCCGGGUGGAGAGGAGCAGAAUGAGGAAGCCGUACAGGCGUGGUCGAGCUGGAUCCAGGCCGUAGAUGUACUAUCCAAAAAAGGAGCCGUGCCGUGCCGAUACAAUGAUCUCGCGCAUUUAGACACGUUGUUGAGUGCCGCACUGCUGCAGCCUGUUGACCUCCACCUGGCGGCGCUGUCGGACGACCCAAUUGUCGACGAGUUUCUGCACGCCUAUUUGGGCCUUCUGGCGGCGAGUCGUCGUCUGCGCGUGGACCUGAUGCACACCCUCACCUCGCGCGGGGCGCUUCUCAACAACAACAGCCUGUCCUUGAACCAGGGUCUGCGGUUGGAAGUGCGAUCGCUGGACACGUUGGAUCAGCUGGAGCAGACGCUGGUGAAGACGUUUUUGACGGCCUACGACGCGGUGGACGCCAUUCCUGACGUCGUAUCAGACACCAACAUGGACUCCGUGGUUUUUGCCGGAGGUGCAACGCGGUCUUGGAGCUGCACGAGAAAGGAAGAGGAAGAAGUGGUGAAGGAGAAGAAGCAGCAGAUCGCCGAGGCGGCCAAGGCGUCACCGUUCCCCUCCACGUCGUGCCUGUACAACCUUUUGCUGAAGCACGCCCUGUGGUGCCUGCGCAUGUCUCGCAAGUAUCACCAUGAUUCGCAGCCGCAGGCGUUGUUGCUCCCUCCGCUUGCUAACGCGCUCUCCUCCGCCACGGUGGCAGGAACGUGGAAGCAUUCCAUUUUAACCAAUCCGGUCCCUACGCCUUCCGUCGUUUCCCCGCCGCCGCUGCUGACGCCACCGCUCGCGCCGUCACGCCCCUUUACCUCUCCUGCGUAUCCGGCCGCCGUCGACCUUGCGGGGCAGGGCGACGACCCCUUUCUUUUGUUUCUCGUUCACCAUGGCCUCUUUCGAAUUCUUUUGCACGAUGAUCACUACACCUCUGCCUUCAUGGUCAACCUGCCGCGACGAAACGCACACCGAGAGGCGGCGAAAGAUGGCGUUGACAAGACGGAACCACAAGCACCGUUGGCGCACGAGGAGUCUCCGACGUGGCAGCGUUCCUUUGCGACCCUUCUCUUAGUUGCGCAUUGCUUGCAGCUGCAUCCGUCCACCGCGGCGGAAACAAGCGCAGCGCUUUCAUCUCCAGAGAUGUGCGACCCCUCGAGCAACAUCACCCCGUCCGCUUUGUAUCCGACGUCCCCAGUAGCGGUGGCGCAGGGUGGCGCGGCUGGGCGCCUGACGCCCGGCGAGGAGCUGCUGGCGUACGAAGCGGUGGAGGCUCUGAUGAUGGUGUUGCGCCCAUCCUCUUCCGCGUUUUCGUCUUCGCCACCACCGCCACCCGUGGGCGGACCGAGCGGCGCUGCUGCUGGUGCGGCUCAUGCGGUCCAACGCACGGCAGUGGCAACGACGAAGCCCCGCUACGGUGCGCCGUGGCGCAACUGCCUUCUGGCGCUGUUGACCGCUGCGCUGGGCUCACCAUCGGAACCAAACAAGCCCAACCGUGACCCAAUCGGCGGUCACGUUUCACAGGAGGACGCAGUGGACACGCCGUUGACAUCGGUGGCUGCGCCUGUCGUGAGCGAGGAGCUCGUGCGCUGUGGUAGCAUCGAGUACCUCCUGCAGGCUUCCAUCACUUCCGCCGCCGCCGCCUCCACACCGCUCGCCCAAGACGUUUCGUUCCGGUGGACGAUGUGUGUUUUACAGUGCCUCGUCGCCGACCCAAAGGCGCGUGUGCACAUGGCGGCCAUGUGUGCGAAGCCGCUGCUGCUGGGUGCUCUGUGGAAUCCGCUGCUGCGCCGCGGUGGGCAAGAGCUCUUGACGUCGCUGCUGUGCCAGCCCCUCGCCACCUCUUAUUCCACUGCGGAUGUGCCCUUGAUCGAUCCUCGCGAGGCAUCCACCAUGACGUUUGGGACCGCCAACGACGUAAGUGUGAGCAGCAGCACCGCCACCGCCGCCUCGGACGCGGGCACACUAGCUGCGGUGGUGGCGCACACCGUACCGCGACACUGCCGGAAACUGUGCGAGUCCUUGUGGUCAGUGCUGAACGAGUGCGUGAACGGCCCUUUGCCGGUGAGCAACGCCAGUGCCGAAGCGUACGGUGGGGUGAUGGCGGAGUGUGCGUUUCCUUCCGCGUCCACCGCCAGCGAUGAGGAGCGCGACAGUGUGCUGCAAUGCGUUCUCUCGUCUUUGGCGGAUGCGUUUCACAUACUCGGCAACGACAACGGGCACAGUCUCGGCAGCGCAGAGGAGCUGCUGCCGCUGCGCACACUGCAGAGAGGCAUCUUCGAGGCGAGCAGAGAGGGCACCAUGCACCUCUACGCCCUGCUGCUGCACCGUCUCGCCCAGCUGUGGCGGUCGAACACGUCGUCGCCGACGAGCUCAUCGUUGCCCACCUCAUUUUCCCUCCCGCCAGCGGACGCAACCGGCGCCGUGUGCAUGUUGUUCUCCGCGGACGAGCCGCUGCUCCCGGCCAAAGCUGGCUCGUCGCCUCCGACCACGACGACUGCUGUGCCGUUCACCACCAGCCGUGCCUCCCGCGAGAGUGUCGUUUUAAUCGUAAAGGUGCUGAUGGGACUCACCAGGGCGAACCCGACGCUGCGCGAGGUGCUGUACCGCAAUACCAUGGACGAGGAAGCGCUCGUGGACUGCGUUGCGAACGCGUGGACGGCGACGGCGCACCGCGCGGCGUGCAGCUCGUCAAGACGCAGCAACGGCUCGACCAGGAGCGACGACGCGACAUCAGAUGAGUGCGAGUUGGUCCGUCUCUGUUCUUACUUGGUCUACGAGUCCAUCGAAGCCGUGGAUGCGUUUGUGGACGUCAAAAGUCCCAGCGCAGUUGACAACAUUCUUCGUCCGCAGCAACAGCAUCAGCAACAAACGACACAUCGUAUGCAUCGCUGUGUCUGGUCUCUACAGAACCCGUCAUUGCUGGCGGCCUUGCUGAAGCGCUUCCCACGCACGUCGCUGACGGCUGCCCAGCAGUGCGCUCUCCGCCAAAUUUUGCGCACCUUGACCUCCACGGUGGCGUCGUGCCAGACGAGUCUCUACCUCGCUGCCAGCACGAGUCUGCACGAGGUGCUAGGCCAGCUGCUGCCUGUCGUGGCCCUGUUGCCCCCAAAUCCGAGCCGCGCACGGUCGGAUCACUCUACUUCCCCCUCCGUCUCCGCCACGUACGCCGCGGCUGCCACCACAUCCUCGUCCCGGUUAGAUGCAAUGCUGGUACACUUGCUCGUCAUGUUGGCACGGUGCCACAUCGACGUUCGACAACUGAAGCAAGUUCUGAUGCUUGUCAUUCACUCGAAGGAGUUGCGUGAGCGGAAGGCGCUGGUGCCCUUGGUCGUGCAACUGCUGAGCGCGGCUGUCCAGCCAGUGCCGCACGCGCCGCUACGUGAGGGGCUCCAUCGCCCCCCGCAGCACUUUAUGACUCUCCAUCGUGGCUGCGGUCCCGCAGGCUUUCGCGCUGCCUUGCCAGAGUUCCCGCUGGAGGGCUACUCGGUCUCCCUGUUCCUGCGCUGGGAAGGCGAACUCGGCACGGUGGCGGAGGGGGAGGCGGGAGACACGACGGGCAUCCCCGUCGCCCCCGGUCUCGACACCUUAGUGCCACCGGUCAGCGAGGCCACACACAGUAGCACCGACGGCUGCGCCUGCAUCUUUUCACUGCGCACGGCGGACCGCAUUACCGUGCUCGCGCUCAUGGUGGAAACGUACACGCGUCGGCUCUUUGUGCAGUACCGCAACCUGCAGCAGCAGGAAGUGCGCGUUGAUGUCACGACGGUGCUGCCGUCGCGUGCCUGGUCGCAAGUAGUUUUCUCUCAUCGUCCUGCUGCCUUCUUGUCUACGGCGGCCGGUGGCCAGAUGCACAUCGCCGUGAACGACAAGAGCGCCGUCACGGUGCCGCAGGUCGCCUACCCGCUCAUGUCCCGGGGACACCUCUACGUUGGCUGCUUGGGACACGAGGUGGAUCGACUCUGCGUGGCGCACGCCUUCUACGGGCAGGUGUCCACCGUGUACUUUUUCCCUUUUGUGCUGCAGGAGCGGGAGCGGGAAAUACUGCAGGGCGUCGCGCGGGGGGCGGGGGGUGGGACGUGGAUGGCGACGUCGGCGGCUACGUCUACCCCACCGCUGCGUCCCACGGCAACUACGGCGACUGGCAGCCGGUGGCCCGGUGCAGGGGCACUUGGCGGGGGUGGUGCUGGCGCAGAGGCACGGACGGAGCAGUGGCUCGUGGACCGGGCUACGCUGCGCGUCGACACGCGUCUGAGCGACCGCGGACACCUGUACAACCUCGCCGCCGUCCUGCGUGGUCGGGCGGGGCGUGACAGCCGCCUCUUCACCUAUGAAGGCACACUCGUCUGCAGCACGCAGCGAGUGAUGGACUCGAUGGGGCUGCUCGGUGCGCUGCCCAGUGUGGUGAUGCCUCUCUGCACGCUGUUGGUGAAUCCGACGUUGCCCAUCUCCUUCCGCGGGCUUGUUGCCGUCGCGCAGAACAGCCGCGAGCCCCUCGCGCUGCCGUCGUGGGCGAUGGUGCCGUCGGUGCACACCGGCGAUGCCUACGACCCGAGCACGGUGGACGCCGCCAACGCGGCGAUACUGUGGGCGCUGGAGCUGAUCCCGGCAUUGGCGUCAAGUGAGGCGAUCCGCAACGAAAUGGGCGACUCUGGCCUCUUUGUCUUUCUCGGGCAGAUUUUGCAACUGCUCGGCUCCUCUUUGCAGGUGGUUGUCCCGCCGGCUUUAAUACAGCUGCUGGAGGUGCUGGCCCCGUUUCCGCGGUUAUUUGAGGACGCCUUGACGAAUUUGUUUCUCUCCUCCGAGGUGAUGCAUUCCGCUCCGCGUGCGGUGCAGCUGGCGUGGGUGCGUGUGCAGCGUUUCUUUCUGCAGGCACACCCCGAUGCCCUGUCGUGUUUACGGUCGCUGGGCACGUCCAUGUUUGUCGCGGCGGAGGUGCUGCGCAUGACGUCCGAGGAGGACAGCGUCGGGGCGGCAAAGCCAAACGCAACAACGGUAGCACAGCCGUCAUCGUUGCCGACAACCGAGGCGUCGUGCACGCUGCGUGAUCUCGAAGAUCAGUGGAUGUCGUACUUUGAGGCGCUCACAGCGCCGCCCGUCACAAUCAGUGAGGCGCAGUCGCUGCAGUACCUCGUCGAAAACCUCCGCUGGUCUUGCUCGAGCGAAUCGGUUCAGCUGCGCAUCUUACGUCGCGUGCGCCACCUCGUUGCCUCGUCUACCUCGCCGUUCUUUGUACAGCUGCUCGGACGGAGGAACUACGCCGUCACGCUUCUUCCGUACAUCAAAGACGCCCCCAGCGAGGCGGUGCGGAUGGAGGCUCUUUUGCAGUUUUUAUGCAUGGUGUUUCGCUCGAAGCGCACGCAGGAGCUGAUGAAUCCGGUGCUGCUGGCCAGCCGGGAAACCGUGGUGCACGUCGCGGAGGAGGUGUCGCUGGCGUGGUUGAGCGAUGUACUGCGGCCCUUUCCUGUCAACUUGUCGGUGUAUUUGGCGUUGCGUUGCGGUUUGGUGGGUCAGUUCGACGUAGCGGAGCUGCCGACGUCGUACGCGCCGCUGGAUGAGUCGCAGACGCUCAAGCUCGCCGCGGUGCUCUUGCCGCUGCUUAUGCUGUUAAAGCGAAGCCCAGACGCGAAGUUGAAGGCAUUCGUCUUGACAGACCUGGCCGUGCUGCUGAAGAGCGAUGCACAGGCGUGGCGGCGGGUGAUUACCGUGCGAGGGUGGUACGUGUCGCUUGCCAGCUUGUUUGUGUCGUCCUGCGGUACCUCUCCUACGGCGGCAGCGGCAGCUGCAGCAACGGUGACGUCACCUGCGGCCUUGUCUCCAGAUAAAGCGGGUGCUUCGACCGCAAGUUACGCACCGGAGAUCUGCAAUGACGUUCCUGCGCCGCUGCGGAGUUCCGGUCUACUGUUCACGACGACGUCCAUGAUCCUGUCGCACACACUCUUCCAAGCAUUGCUGCAUGAGUCGUACGGCGCCACCGAGGUUGCCUUGGUAGCCGCGUAUUUGCGGGAACAGCGACUGCACCGGUUACUGAAUCAAGUUUUCUGCAACAUCGCCGAUCGCUACCGUAGCCGCCUGCUGGCUCAGCAGAACGAUCGCAGGAAGUUGAGUACUGUUCCCAGCGGCAGCAGCGUCGGCGGUCUGGAGGAAGCAGGCGAGGCGUCCACUGCGCUCUCUGCGCGUGUCGUAGGCGGCGAUGGCCGCGUCAAUCCACCGACCGCGACGGCCACUGCGGCGUCUUUCAUCGGACUUGGCACCCCCAUCGCCCUCUUGAACAUGUGUUACUUCUUUCGCGUGGUGGAGGUGGUCCUCUUCUACGCCGCGACGUUCCUCAAACGCGAGACGCCCGCCGCCACACCGACGCCCUCCCCCAGCGCGACUGCAUCAUCAGGUGCCGUGACAACGCAGUCAUCGUCUUCGUCAUUUCUGUUGACGCUGUCCUUGGGAAGCAGCUACACGGAGUGGGAGGAACUCACGCUACUCCCAGCGGAGGCGAUGGGCCCAGCGGAGGGCCACGGCGGUGUUCUAGACGCACCUACAGCAAAGGCGACACGUGCAGAUGGCGACGUCUACUGCGCCGGCGACGACGACGACCCGCAAGGGAACGUGCGACGGGCCAUUCUCUUCCAUCCCGACGGACGCUGGCUGCAUCUCCCGCUGGCGAUGAAAUGUGCGGAGUUGCUCUGCAGUCACAGUGCGCUACUCCACCUUGGCAGCAACGGCAACGCGACGAGCAUCAACGUCGUCGGCGGCGGUUCGGUGGUGGGCGCCGUGACCAGCACGGGCGGCCCUGGGGACGCGCUGCUGGCCGCCGUGAUGAGUGCCGCCUCGGGCAACAGCGGCGUGAUGGGCAAUGCCAACCUCGGCCAGGUUGGUCCAGCCGUGGUGAAGGGUGGCAUGCUGCGGCUGUUUGGCCGUCUCUUCCAGAUGAUAUGCCGCAUGACGCUGCGCUCUGCCACCGCGCUGGACAGCAUCAUCAACCUCGUAGACGGCUUUAUUCAGCACGUCGAUCGGGGGCAGCGAGGCGGCGGGUUCCUGCUUCUGAAACGGUCCGUAAACGCGGAUGAGGCGCAUGAGCACUCGCCGAUUGCGGUGAGCAUGACGAUUCUGUACAACAUUCAUGAGCUGCUUCUGCGUCGUCUGCGUGCCGGGGAGUGCGGCGGCAGCGCCACUUACCCCAACGCGAACGCCGCUCUCGUGGACCGUAUGAAGUCCGUCGUGGAGAUUUUCCGCCACUCCUUCGAGCAGCUGCCGGUGUUUGUCGCAGCGAGCGCGUCGGAAGCGGCGAGCCAGGCUGCCUCGCAGAUCUCUUCCCCCCGCCACCGCAGUGAGUUGGGUGGAGCGGCCGGAGGGGGAGGAAAGGGUCCGUCGUCGCUUCGCAACAUGACCGGCGAGGUCUACACGACCGGCGUGCCGACGCUGCAGUGGCUGUGCGACCACCAAGCCAAUCCGUGCCGCACGGUGGAGGCGUUUGUCGAGGUGGCCUCACGGGCCGACUACAACGCCUUUCUGGAGCGCUGCCUGAUCGCGGUGGAGCGGGAGCAGUUGACAGACAAGGCCCUUGCGAACGAUGUGAUUCCGGAGCAGCGUUGGAUGCUGCGUCGCUUGCAGGACCUUUUCUGCGAGAACAGCCUCUCCAAACGUCUUGUGCACGACAGUAUGGAGGCCGUCAUGGAGUCGUCGAGGUGUGCGCGGAAGGACAACGGAGACGGAGAGCGCACCAAGGACGGCGGAAACGGUGGCUUGUCCGCAGCGGACGACUCCGCCGACACCUCGUUCACCAGCUUCUUUCUCCCCUCGGCCGCCCGGAAGGUGACGGCGGCGGCGCGGGCGGCCAUGUGGGCCCACUUCACCACAGCCCUGCGAGGCACGGUGUGGAACUUGGAAGCAGCCGGCCCUCAGCAGCAGCAGCAACAGAGUUCCGCAGCCACGACAAAGUAUGUGAAGCUGUCCUCGCAGGAGCAGCAGCCCUUGGUGCACCGGAAGCUGGUCUUUGACCGGGAAGGCACCAACUACAGUGGGGUGUCGAUGGCGUCCUACUCGUCACCGCCGUCGCCAGCGAGCGAAAACGUGUCCACGAGCCACCCGGUGAGUCUUGGUACAGACGGCGUCCUACUCGUCGGCGACGUGGCGAUGAAGACUGACACCAGCUUCAGCGACAACGGCAGUAUGAGUCACGUGUCGCGGUUGCGGCGGCGGGGCGGUGAGGCGGUGCUGCUGCAGGUGCCCGAGGACGAAGAUGCCGCGGCGGAGGAGGAUUUGCUGCGGCUGAGUGCAGAGGAGGAGAUGCGGUCCUUGACGGCGGCCUCGCUGAACGACUUCCCCAACCGCGACACCACAGGGCUGGAUCAGCUGCGCCGGAGCCCGUCCUCCGCCACUGCGCCGCACAACUUGUCCGUCCAGUCUGUGCUUUCGGUGGCCUGCGAGGUGCCCUACAUGAUGCACUGCUGGAGCGCCAGCUUCACCGUUCGCGGCUCUGAGGUUUUCGUGGUCAUCGAUGACGAGAAUCACGCGUACAACCAGGUGGUCAGCGAGGGCGCCAGUCCCUACCUUCUACGGCCGCGCACCUUCAGUUUUCACUUGAGCAACGUAACCCAAAUCGCGCCAGGUCGGCGCUUCCGGAUGCGACGCACCGCACUGGAGGUGUGGACCCGCGACCGGCGUAGCUACUUUAUCAACUUCGCCGACACGGCCACGAUGAACGCGGCGUUGCAGGCCCUGCGCACCGGCGGUGCUCCGCGGUACCCCUUCACGACGUCGUCGUUGCUGCACAACACGACCGGCGCGGUAGUGACGACACUGCCGUCGCUGAUCCACCACGCCGCUGGCGGGGGCAGUCGAGGCACGGCCUACGUGCUGCAGGAGAACCCGCGUCGUGAACCGAUGCGGCUGCGCGCGAUGGCGCUGUGGCGCAACCGCCUGCUCUCCAACUUCGACUACCUCCUCGUGCUGAACGUGCUGGCUGGUCGCACGUUGAACGAUAUAACGCAGUACCCCGUCUUCCCCUGGAUCUUGUCGGACUACACGAGCAACGAGUUAGACAUGGCAAACCCGGCGACGUUCCGUGACCUGUCGCUGCCGAUGGGUGCGUGCGGCAGCGAGGACCGGCGGGCGAUGGUGCGCGAGCGCUACACGGAGAUGAAGGACCUCGGCGAUGUGCCGUCUCAUUACUUUUCUCACUACAGCUCCCCCGCCGUCACGCUGUACUUUCUCAUUCGCCUGCCGCCCUACACGACGCUCUCCAUCCUUUUGCAGGGCGGCCACUUCGACCAUGCGGACCGCAUGUUCCACUCCGUGCAGUCAAGUUUCAAGGCGGUGACCACGAGCACGCAAGACGUGCGGGAGUUGAUUCCCGAGCUGUUCUACCUCCCCGAGCUCUGCGUCAACGCCAACAGGGUCGAUUUUGGACGCCGGCAGAACCGAACAUCGAUGGACGAUCUACAGCUUCCACCUUGGGCCCACAACGACCCUUACACGUUCAUCUACCACAUGCGCGAAGCCCUCGAGAGUCCGUAUGUGUCUGCCCAUCUGCACGAGUGGAUCAAUCUCAUUUUCGGCUACAAGCAGCGCGGCAAGGAGGCCAUCGACGCGCUGAACGUCUUCAACUGGCACUCCUACGAGGAGCUCGAUGGAAACCGCGACGCGGGCAGCGUCGACCACCAACUGCUCAUCGACUCCCUCGACAACAUUGGCCAGACACCGAUUCAGCUCUUUCGUCAGCCGCACCUGCCGCGUCCCGCGCUGGAGUGGGCCGACCCGCUGCUGCUGCCCACACACGUGAAAGUCCUGCCGCUGCGUUGGGGCUGCCUGCGGGUGGCGCAGGUGGUUGUGCUGGCCACGGACAAGGUGCUCGUCGUCACCGGCAACGGUGGGGCGGCGUCGCUUCGGAUGCACCUCAACCUCAUUCGUUCGUCGGCCGUGCCGCUCGCCCCGUCGUCGACCGCAAGCGCGCUCGGCGGCACCGCAACCGCAGCAGGACCGACCGCCACGCCAGGAAACGCGCGGGGCAGCGGGUCGCCCGAGAUGCAUAGUGCGAUUUCGCCGUCGCCGGAGCGGGCGGUGCCGACUUCGCACGGCGUCGUUCGUGGGGCAAACACUGGGCCGUUCUCCGCACCGGGCGCAGCUGCGCUGUUGAGCGUCGGCCGCGCUCCCCUCGGCGGCACCGACACCGGAAGCUUCGACGUAAGCGAAGAGUACGAGCGCCGUAUCGCGCCGAUACCGGCCGGCGUGAUCCCGAACAACUCCCCGUACGCCGACGGCUCCUCCACCGCCUCCAGUGUCGCGCUGCUGUGCUACGAAAACGAAGUCUUCUUGGUGCUGGGCGGACUCUUUGACAACUCCGUGGUGAUCCGCUCCCUCUCCGGCGCAGCCGGCGACGUGCGCCUGCGCGCGCACCACGGCCGCGUGACGCUUGUGGUGCGCACGGGCGACAGUCGCUACCUCGUGACGGGUGCGGAGGACACCACCUUCGCCGUCUGGUCCUGCCAGCUCCAGCCCGUUCGCCAGCAGCUGGAGGUGGAGCUGCUCUUCACCAUCUACGGCCACGAGGACAUGCCAUCUGCCGUCGACGUAAGCAGCACGCUCGACGUCGUGGCGACGGCGUCGCUGGACGGCGUGUUGAUGCUGCACUCGCUGAGCACCGGCCGUCUCGAUCGAAUCAUUCGGCACCCGCACAACGCACCCAUACACCGUGUGUUGGUGCAGACCAACUGCUACGUGCCGAACGUGAUCUUCUUAUCCAAACAAGAUGUGUGUGUCUAUCAGUACAGCAUUAACGGCGCUCCGCUGCGCACCUUUACGCCGCCUGGCCGGGUGACGGCGUGGUCUGUCACGUCGAGCCAGUACUUCCUGCUGGCCUGCCAGCCCCACCCCCACGUGCACAGCACUAACGCUUCUCCCACGAGCAGCGUCCCACGCAACUCCAACGACAAGGGCGAGACAACCGCGGCGACGCCUCAACCGCAGCACAGUGCGGUAGCUGCACCGUGCAUCUUGUACGUACACUCUUUUUUCCUGGAGGUCGUUAAGACGGUGGCCGUGCCUGCGGACCAUGUGGUGUCCAGUCUCUCGACUCACCCUUCCUAUCCGCAGGUCGUCGUUGCCGGCACGGAGACGGGCCGACUGCUCUUGCUGCGUUCUGUCACUAAAUAG